AUGUCGAUAGCCAGCGCUCGUCGUAUCAUGAUUGCUUUAACGGAGGUUGGUCGAGCAAGAGAGAAUAUCCUACAGCGAAUUGAAGCUGCUAAAUUGCGUCGAUCUGCUGAAUUACCUAAUAUAGAGCCUCGUUUAGUUGCCGUCAGCAAAACAAAGCCUGUUAAUCUUAUAAUUGAUGCAUUUGAAAGUGGUCAAACUCAUUUUGGUGAAAACUAUGUUCAAGAGUUAGAGCGUAAAGCGAACGACGAAGAGCUUUUGAAAGCAACCAAAGGACAAAUCAAGUGGCAUUUUAUCGGCCAUUUACAAAGUAACAAAUGUAAAAAGCUUGCCGCUAUUCCGAAUCUGGAUACGGUAGAAACAGUUGAUUCAAAGAAAUUGGCAGAUUGUUUAAAUAAGGCUUGGGAAAGUGCUGGAAAGUUGGAACAACUUAACAUCAUGGUGCAAGUAAAUACUAGCCAAGAAGAAAAUAAAAGUGGAUGUCCGCCAGAUGAUUGUGUAACAAUCGUUGAUCAUGUAUUGAAACGAUGUAAAAAGUUAAAUUUUGUUGGCCUUAUGACUAUUGGACAAUUAGGCCGUCAUGAUGCGGAUAGCAACCCGGACUUCAGAUUAUUAAGCGAGUGUCGGAAGACUGUAUCUGAUAAAAUGGGUAUCCCCAUUGAUGCUUUGGAGCUAAGCAUGGGGAUGUCGCAAGACUUUGAACACGCGAUUGAAAUGGGUAGUACCAGCGUAAGAGUAGGAAGUGCUAUUUUUGGAAGUCGUCCGUAA
Molecule: messenger RNA, 765 nt
Organism: Trichoplax adhaerens
Lineage: Eukaryota; Metazoa; Placozoa; Uniplacotomia; Trichoplacea; Trichoplacidae
Exons: 8
Coding region: 1-765 (254 amino acids)
Cellular component (GO): intracellular anatomical structure
Molecular function (GO): pyridoxal phosphate binding
Source: RefSeq, a predicted model, not a curated record